CCAAACCCUUCUUCAGCGCGCCAGUAAUGUGAAGGGCCGCUUGUGGUCUGAUCGCAUGUCCGAAAUUUGGGUUCAGUUUAUGAAAGAGCUAGUGGUCAUGGGCGUUCCCUUGAAUGAAACCGGAAGGUCAGCUUUGGAUUCGUUUCUUCAUCUUCAAAGGGGUAAACGAGCUGGUCUUAUGAGGAAUACCUCAAAAGAUCUGGAAGAAGGCUCGAUAGGCAUUGCAAAAGGUUUACUCGAGCUAGGUGCUCUGUCCAUCGGCCCAGCUAUCAAUUACACGGUUUUCGUAUCUGGGGACGUUCUGAGUAUACCUGAUAUUUACCAAAACUUCCCAGAAUAUGUCGACAGUUUUGAUUAUGGAUCUUUAUCCUGUGCACUCCUUCAGAAGUCAGAAUCAGCUAUCAAGAGUAUUCUUGGAGGGUCGCCCAAUUCAGUGGCCGAGCGAGGCUAUCUUGGUCAAACCCCCCUUCACGUGGCUGUGUACUGGCCCAGAGGCCAUGAAUUGCUCUUUGACUUAGCCGAGGACGCCUGUCUUCAAGUUAUUGAUGUGGAAGAUGCCACGGGAUUAACGGCAAUCUGUUCGGCCAUACUCCUGCACCAAGCAGACUCCGUCCAGGUUUUACUCUGCCGGGGAGCUACCAUCGAUCUUGAAAACACUGCCACGUUCUUUGGACAUCCCAAUGCCUCUGAUGGAUACUUUCAGAGUCAGGAAGUCGUCGAUCUCCUGAGUUAAGAACUAGCUGCUCGCAGACGCAAAAUGCUGCUUUUCGCCAGCAGAAAUUUAACGGAAAAGAAGUUAUCCGAAAUUGGAAUGACGAAGUCAACUAUCCUCCAAGAAAAUGCCUUUGAGAUUCUUCAGGCACUUUCGGUCCUCGAUAUGA
Messenger RNA from Colletotrichum godetiae, 881 nucleotides. RefSeq lists its product as uncharacterized. The coding region runs from base 56 to 733 and encodes 225 amino acids. The transcript has 4 exons. NCBI's taxonomy places the organism in Eukaryota, Fungi, Ascomycota, Sordariomycetes, Glomerellales, Glomerellaceae. The record is from RefSeq and is a predicted model, not a curated record. Gene Ontology annotation, molecular function: protein binding.